UCUCGCGAGACGGCGCGCGAGGAGGCGGGCCCGCGUCACGAUGGCGGCGGCCGCCCGCUGAGGCCUCGGACCCGCGCCCGCCGCCGCACUCGCCCCCGCGGACCCGAGAGCCGGCAGCCUCCAGAGAUGACUUGCACAAUCGAGAAGGCCCUGGCUGAUGCCAAAGCCCUGGUGGAACGGCUGCGGGACCAUGACAACGCGGCCGAGUCGCUGAUCGAGCAGACCACGGCGCUCAGCAAGCAAGUGGAGGCCAUGAAGCGGUAUCAGGAAGAAAUUCAAGAACUGAAUGAAGUCGCAAGACAUCGACCACGGUCCACGUUGGUUAUGGGAAUCCAGCAGGAAAACAGACAAAUCAGAGAGCUGCAGCAGGAGAACAAAGAGCUACGCACGUCCCUGGAAGAGCACCAGUCCGCCCUGGAGCUCAUCAUGAGCAAGUACCGCGAGCAGAUGUUCAGGCUGCUCAUGGCGAGCAGGAAGGACGGCCCCGGCAUAGUGAUGAAGCUGAAGGAGCAGCACGCCAAGAUUGCCAAGGCACACCGGCACAGCUCCGGAGGGACCUUCCUCGGUGCGGCCCGACACGUCCUGGAAGCGCCUCAGCACGGACUGGAGAGGAGGCACAUGGAAGCGAAUCAGAAUGAGUUACAGGCGCACGUGGACCAGAUCACGGAAAUGGCGGCCGUGAUGAAGAAGGCCAUCGAGCUCGAUGAGCAGCAAGGCAGCAAGGAGCAGGAGCGCAUAUUCCAGCUGGAACAAGAGAACAAAGGCUUGAGAGAGAUCCUGCAGAUCACGCGCGAGUCCUUUCUGAGCCUGCGGAGGGAUGAGGGGCCGGACGGCGUGUCGGCGCUGUCCCCGCUGGUGACCGGCAGUGACCUGCGUCUGCGCGAGAGCUAGGGCACCGUGAGCCCCUCGCGGCGCCGCUGUGGGCAGGGCACUGGCAUGGGUGGUCUGCGGAGUCUUUCAACGCCAAGGUGCCUCGGCACAUGCCAAACCACCGAAGUGUAGAGACUGCACCUGUGCUCCCUGGAGGUCAGCUGAGUGCGGCCGGGGGGUCCGGGAUGCGUGAAUAAAUGUGCAUAGCCCCUGCGAGUGGGCGAAAGCCCGUAAAGUGACCCCUCCCUAAAAUAAAACGUGGCCACGGUUUUAUGAAUGGAAGAUCUUCGUGCUGACGUCAUCCUUACGGUGUCAGGCGGCCUGGAGCUUGUGUGCCACGUGACUGCCUGUAGCGAUUGCCUGUGUACCUGUCCAUUCCAGUUUCCGUCCAAAGAAAAUUCCAUUUUAGAGACUUCAGAAAGGCGUAUGUACCUUAAGAGGUAACUUAAUUUUGACUAGUCGAUUAUAAUACUCGGUUAGCAAUUGUCCACAGCUGAUUUGAGUAUGUGAGAUAUUUCAGGAAUGAAAGAGAAGGAAUGCUUUCUAAGAAAGAUCUUCCAUGCAGUAGGUUCAACUACUCCUUUGAAAGAAUAGGCUCUGGUUCUCUGCUUGAUGUUUAAGGAUAUUUUGUAGCGGGGCUAGCUAACAGAAUUGUAAUGUUUUAUCUAGAAAGUUACGGUAAUUUCAAAAUCCUUCAGCUCAUAGAACCUCUCUACCCCCUCCCACCCCACUUUUUUAUAGUAGUGGCUCAAGCGAUAUGGGGAAAAUAAGUCAAGUUUUUAGCAACUGGGGGGAGGGCCACACCUGACAGUGCUCAGGGAUGGCUCCUGGUGGGGCCCCGGGAGGACUGAACCCCGGCUGGCCUGAGGCAAGGCAGCACCCCACCCGCUGGUCCAUUGCUCCGCCCCCUGGACCUGCUCCUAAGCUCCCUCCGGUCCUCACAACCCAUCAGAGGGAGAAAACUUAAGGAUUUUUGCGUAUGUUUAAUGAGAUCUAUAUCCAGGGCUGGAGAUGUAGCUCUGGCCUUGCACAGACGGAGGCUGGUGGGUUUCUGGCACCUCACGUGGUUUCCGGGCCACCAGGAAUGAUCCCUGAGCACCACUGGGUGGAGUCAGACAUGGAGUGUGCAAAAUCUUGCAGUUCCCCCGGAAAUAGAAUUGUGCUUUAACAGUAGAGAAACCUAACAUUUGCCUCUAAUUUGUGGUGAUUAUAGAGGGAUAUUUGUAAAAAUUAUCACAAUAGAGAAAUUUUGCUUUUGUGUAUGUAAUUUGUUAAAUAUUUCACAAGGUAAUUUCUAUGUAUAAUUUCGUAUCUUGGUAUACUUCAAGACUCCUUUUCACUUCAGAAUUUUUCUACCAGUUAGGGGAGAGUGGGGGGAUGGGGCUAAUAGCCCAGACAUGAAGCUGAGUUUUUUUUCUCAUUCAGAGGCCUUAAUUGGUAUUUUAUAAUGACAGUUCUUGUUUCUAAACUUUUCUAUUAUUUUUUUGGGCAAGUAUCCCCUAAUUUGACAGGACAUUCAUCUAUAUGGUUUUUAAACCCAAGUCAGCAUAAAAAUAAGCUACAUAGUUGAGAUUUAAGUCCAAGGCAAUUCAUUAAGGCACCUUUAUUAUAAAAUAUAAAACCUUACUUGAUAAUUAUUUUUGUAAAAGAAUAAGUUAAUUUAUUCUUGGUCUUGCUUGGUGUUUGAAGAUGUUUACUUUGUUAUAUGGUGACUCUUUUCCAUCCCAUACUUUUUUUUUUUUUUCAGCAGAAUCUUAAACUUGUGUCUGAGAGUAUGUACUGAGUAGGAGCUUAUUUCUGCAAUAAAGAUGAGGUCACAGUU
Sorex araneus (European shrew) is the source of this 2692-nucleotide messenger RNA. RefSeq names its product FGFR1 oncogene partner 2 (gene FGFR1OP2). NCBI's taxonomy places the organism in Eukaryota, Metazoa, Chordata, Mammalia, Eulipotyphla, Soricidae. Bases 127 to 891 code for a protein of 254 amino acids. The transcript has 7 exons. Gene Ontology annotation, biological process: response to wounding. The record is from RefSeq and is a predicted model, not a curated record.